AUGAAAGUCAUAACUUCUUUCUUCGCUCUAGCAGCAGUGGUACGAGCACACUAUGAUUUCCCAGCCCUGAUCUCUGGGUCUACCAAAACACCCGCAUGGCAAUAUGUUCGCCAAUGGUCUGGGUCGUAUACAUACAGCCCUGUGGUAGACGUAACUUCAAAGGAUAUCAGAUGCAACGUCAAGGGCGAUUCAAUCUUCGCACCAGGUACUCUCGGUGUGACUGCUGGCUCGACAGUUGGUUUCACGGCCGAUCCACCUAUCUACCACCCAGGUCCACUGCAGGCAUACAUGGCAAAGGUUCCAGCAGGAUCGACUGCAUCAACGUGGGAUGGUUCCGGGAGUGUGUGGUUCAAGAUAUUCGCGCAAGGGCCGAAGUUCGGUGGACAGUCACUAACAUGGCCUUCGGACAGUGCCGCAACCGUGACUUGGAAAAUCCCAGCGUCAACCCCCAACGGGGAGUACCUGCUUCGGGUUGAGCACAUCGGUCUACAUUCUGCGUCAGCAGCCGGCGGUGCCCAGUUUUACAUUUCCUGCGGACAGAUAAACGUCACUGGUGGAGGUUCUGGAACUCCAGGGCCGCUUGUUGCUUUUCCAGGGGCGUACAAAGCGACGGAUCCGGGACUGAUGCUGAAUAUUUACUAUCCAGUGCCAACAUCUUACACUCUGCCAGGACCUCCGGUUUGGACUGGUUAG
Messenger RNA from Cadophora gregata, 693 nucleotides. RefSeq lists its product as uncharacterized. The transcript is spliced from 4 exons. NCBI's taxonomy places the organism in Eukaryota, Fungi, Ascomycota, Leotiomycetes, Helotiales, Ploettnerulaceae. The coding region runs from base 1 to 693 and encodes 230 amino acids. The record is from RefSeq and is a predicted model, not a curated record.